AUGACCACCGUUCACAGAGUGUUUCUCCUGGCCGUCGGGCUUUGCACCGUUCUGGCCAGCCCGAACUACAGGGCUCUGUGGCAGUUCAGGAACAUGAUCAUCUGCACCAUGCCUGACAGCUGGCCUGCCCUGGACUACGCCGACUACGGCUGCUACUGCGGGAAGGGGGGGUCUGGAACACCUGUGGACGACCUGGACAGGUGUUGUCAGGUUCAUGACAGGUGCUAUGAAGCAUCCAUGCAGAUGGACGAGUGCUGGCCCAUCCUGGAUAACCCCUACACUGAAAUGUACUCCUACAAGUGCGAUAAAGCCACCAAGACUAUCACCUGCACCGACAACAACGACAAGUGUGAGAAGUUCAUCUGUGAGUGUGACAGGCAAGCCGCUAUGUGUUUUGCUGAAGCCGGCUACAACGAGGAGAACGAGCACUUGCCAAGCCACUUCUGCAAGUAAAGGCCACAUGAGGGCGCCCCAGCAUGGACACCCAACAACCAGAACAGCUGAAAACUCCCCACAGGCAGAAUUACAUUUGAAUCUGAACAAGGACUCUCAUGGAAUCUUAUCCAAUCUGGCUGCCCUGCUAUUGGAUAACGUGUUCAACCAUUUGCUUUUAUUGAUUUCGUUCCAUUCUGGUCUGUCACAAUGCACACCUGUACCUGGCUGCCAGACCCUGAGGUGCAUGCAUCAGGUGUCUUCCAAGAACCUUGCAUGUGAAAACCCAUUGA
This is a messenger RNA of Megalops cyprinoides (Indo-Pacific tarpon), 725 nucleotides long. Its product is annotated as phospholipase A2-like. The transcript is spliced from 4 exons. Gene Ontology annotation, biological process: phospholipid metabolic process; arachidonate secretion; lipid catabolic process. The record is from RefSeq and is a predicted model, not a curated record. Gene Ontology annotation, molecular function: phospholipid binding; calcium ion binding. NCBI's taxonomy places the organism in Eukaryota, Metazoa, Chordata, Actinopteri, Elopiformes, Megalopidae. The coding region runs from base 1 to 453 and encodes 150 amino acids.